Messenger RNA from Pygocentrus nattereri (red-bellied piranha), 1745 nucleotides. RefSeq names its product NIF3 NGG1 interacting factor 3-like 1 (S. cerevisiae) (gene nif3l1). The coding region runs from base 85 to 1374 and encodes 429 amino acids. The record is from RefSeq and is a predicted model, not a curated record. The transcript has 7 exons. Gene Ontology annotation, cellular component: cytoplasm; mitochondrion. NCBI's taxonomy places the organism in Eukaryota, Metazoa, Chordata, Actinopteri, Characiformes, Serrasalmidae.
CCCAAUCACAUCUCACGUGCUUCUGAGACCCCACCCACAGCGCCCAGCCAUGGAGCUGCAGUAGUGGACAGUCGCACUUCAUCCAUGUUUUCUGAGUGUAGGAUCGUGUCUGGAAGCCUCCUCAGACUGAGCUGCCGUCUGUCUCCACUGAACCUCAGCUGUAGCGCUACCUUCAAAAGACCUUCCUGUCCUUGUUCCUCUUUGCAUCAUUCUGCUUCUAAUACAUUUGGCAACCGCCCUGUUCUUUUUCUUUCUCACCUCUCCUCCCUCCUUUCCUCUCCUCAUCGCUCUCAGAAGGCAUCUCGCUGGCUUUCUCAGGCUGCUGUUUCCAUGGAGUUAAAGGCAGUUCUGGAAGUUCUCGAGCAGCUCGCGCCACUCUCGUUGGCCGAAUCAUGGGAUAAUGUCGGUCUGUUGGUGGAACCCAGCAAACCACAUCCAGUCAAAGCAAUCCUGCUCACUAACGACCUCACAUCCGCUGUUAUGGACGAGGCCGAAGCGAUGCAGUGUGACCUCAUCAUUUCAUACCACCCACCUCUGUUUCGGCCGUUCAAGCGGCUGGUUCAGAAGGACUGGAAGCAGCGACUGGCUGUCCGAGCCAUAGAAGGUGGGAUAGCGGUUUUCUCCCCACAUACAUCAUGGGACAGUGCCAACGGUGGCCUGAACGAUUGGCUGAUUGGAGGAUUAGGUGGUGGGCGGGUGUCGGUGUUAAGCCAAGCUCUCUGUAGCGCCCCCCAAAAGAAUAGAUUGGAGUUCACUGCCAGGGGUCAAGAGGAGCUCAACAAUAUCUUGAAGCUACUAAAGGAAACAGAAAACAGUGAAGCAUUUCAGUACACUGUGCUUAGAAAUGAGGAAGGGGGACAGCAAGUGAUCCUGACCUGUCCUAGCUCAGCACUGACCCCUGUUGUUCAGACCGUGUUAGGGAACACCACAGCCAGCCAGUCCCUCAGCAUCACGCAGGUUCAACAGCCCCCCAUGCUGGGCUGUGGUCAAGGGCGACAUAUUGUUCUGGACGAGCCUGUGUCCGUGGCUGUGGCAGUCCAGAGAAUGAAGACGCACCUUGGCCUGCCUCACCUUAGACUGGCCCUGGGAGAGCAGAGAUCUUUAGACGCUGUUGUGAAGACUGCGGCCGUCUGUGCUGGUUCAGGAGCUUCCGUCCUGCAGGGAGUGAAAGCGGAUCUCUACGUUACAGGUGAGAUGUCCCAUCAUGAGGUCCUGGACGCAGUUGCCAAGGGAACGAGUGUGGUCCUGAGUGACCAUAGCAACAGCGAGAGGGGGUUUCUGAGUGUGUUUAAGGAGCGGCUGGCUUCCCGUCUACCGGACUCUGUUACCAUAGCGAUCUCAAAAAGAGACAGAGACCCCCUGGAGGUGGUGUGACCUCACUGACCCUCAGGGCACAUUAUCCCGACCUUUCUCAGUGAGGGUCCUCUGUUGUUAUUGUCUGUUUAAAAAUUUUGGAUCAUUUAAUAUACUAUAAUAACAAGAUAUACAUAUUUAAAAGGAGUCAAAAAUGGAUUUGUAUUUCAAACAUUUUGGGAGCAAUAAGUUAGUAAGGGAUAAAAAAUAUUAAUACACUGUGUUGUGAGAUUUGAUCGGCAUCAUGUACAAGCACACUAGUUUUAUAUUAUAAAAAAGUGAUUCCAAACUUUUAAACAGUACAAUGAUCCAACAUAUGCCACCUUUACGCACAGAAACUCAUUCAAAACUAAUAAAAUUGCUAUGCAGUUGACUUGUUGUCAAUUAUGAAA